This is a messenger RNA of Dinoponera quadriceps, 450 nucleotides long. Its product is annotated as odorant receptor 13a-like. Gene Ontology annotation, cellular component: plasma membrane. Gene Ontology annotation, biological process: detection of chemical stimulus involved in sensory perception of smell; sensory perception of smell. The coding region runs from base 1 to 450 and encodes 149 amino acids. NCBI's taxonomy places the organism in Eukaryota, Metazoa, Arthropoda, Insecta, Hymenoptera, Formicidae. The record is from RefSeq and is a predicted model, not a curated record. Gene Ontology annotation, molecular function: olfactory receptor activity; odorant binding. The transcript is spliced from 4 exons.
AUGUUGAUCGAGAAGCACAAUAAAAUUAUAUCGUUUUCCAAGAAUCUCGAGAAACUCUUUUCCUUUAUGGCUUUGAUGCAAGUGUUUUGGAAUACAUUGGUCAUCUGUAGCCUAGGAAUUUUCUUCAUAAUAUCUGUUAAUAAUGAACCUGGCUUUGGUUUAGUAAAAACCGUAUUUGUUUACGUUGGUGUAACAGUAGAAAUUUUUAUUUUCUGCUUUGCCGGAGAAUAUCUUAGACUUAAGAGUAAAUCACUCGCAGAUGCAGCUUACGAAUCUUUAUGGUACAAUAUGUCGCCUAAGAACUGUAAAAAUAUAUUAUUCGUAAUUAUGAGAUCACAGAAACAAUUGAGUCUCACGGCGGGAGGGAUGGCAACUCUGUCGUUAGAAGCCUUCGCUAAUAUCAUGAAGGCAUCGGCAUCAUAUGUGUCUGUUUUGAAUGCUAUGUAUUGA